CAGGAAUCGGCCGCCGCAGUCGGUGUAACGGUCGUUUCGGGAAACGGUAGCGCGUACCGUCGCCGACGCUUGCUCUCGAGAAUUCGCAGCCCCGUCUUCACACCCCCUAUCGUUAUGGUCCUGCAGAGAUUUGCUACAUCUAGAUAUUGGUACUCAAGACGUUUCAAAAAACGUGGCAGGGGCGGUUCUCUGAGUUGCCUAGUCGUCGAAUCAGAUGGCGGUGACUUGGGUAUUGCGAUGCCGCCGACUGCCAUGAGACUGGACAGUCCGCCGAUCACUAACCACAACGAAAACCUAACCAAUAACAACAAUAACGACGUCGUCGUCAAAGGCGGCGGCAAGGACGUUUCCGGCCCAGAGCUGGAGCUGCUAGCCAAGCUGGAGGAGGCGAACAGGCUCUACGAGUCGGACGCCAAGUCGCUCAACUCGCUGAGCGGCGCCUCGGGACACUCGCGCAAAGGGUCCGACACGUCGCAGAUAUCCUUGACGUCAGGGGCCAGUUCCACCCACGAGAGGGGGGAGGAUGGCAGCGAGGAGGAGAGGUGGACCAAAUGGGGUCACAUAGUGAACGACUGGGAAAACAAUUGGAAAAAGCAGAAUGCGCAGAUCAAGGAGCUUGUGCGCAUGGGCGUGCCGCAGCACUUCCGGCCGAUCGUGUGGCAGCUCUUGUGUUCCGCCACUGAAGCUCCGGAAAAAAAAUUAUAUGCCGAAUACAUAAAGACGAAAUCUCCUUGCGAAAAGGUGAUCCGCAGGGACAUCGCCCGGACUUAUCCGGAACACGACUUCUUCAAAGAAAAGGACGGCCUUGGGCAGGAAUCUCUUUUUAACGUCAUCAAGGCCUACUCCCUGCACGAUCGGGAAGUCGGCUAUUGUCAGGGUUCAGGAUUUAUAGUAGGCCUCUUACUUAUGCAGAUGCCGGAAGAGGAAACCUUUGCAGUACUUGUAAAAAUAAUGCAAGACUACAGGAUGAGGGACAUGUUUAAGCCCAGUAUGGCCGAAUUAGGUCUGUGCAUGUACCAACUCGAGAACCUCGUAUCCGAGUACAUCCCUGACUUGAGUCAGCACUUUCAGUCGCAAAACUUCCACACCUCAAUGUAUGCGUCCAGUUGGUUUUUGACGCUGUUCACCACCGCCUUGACUCUGCCCCUGGCCUGCAGAAUCAUGGACGUUUUCUUGUCUGAAGGCAUGGAGAUCAUUUUCAAGGUGGCUCUGGCCAUGUUGACCUUGGGCAAAGAGGAGCUGAUGUCUCUGGAUAUGGAAGGAAUGUUGAAGUUUUUCCAAAAAGAACUUCCGGUCAGAGCGGAAUCGGACCCUGAGGGACUCAUGCAAUCGGCAUAUUCCAUGAAAUAUAACGCCAAAAAAAUGAAGAAGUUGGAAAAGGAGUAUAACGUUAUUAAAACCAAGGAACAAGAGGAAAUGACAGAACUUAAGAGACUGAGGACGGAGAACAAGCAGCUGAGGCACAGAUGCGAGAUGCUCGAGGAGGAGAGCAAGGCGCUCGCUGAUCGCCUGGUGCGCGGUCAAGUGAGCCGUGCCGAGGAGGAGGAGACCACGUUCGUGGUGCAGAGGGAGCUGGACGCCUUGCGGCACACCCACCUGGAGACGACGCACCAGCUUGCGCUCGCCAACGAGAAGAUACGCUCGCUGUCGCUCAUGAUGGAGGAAACGCACACGUCGCGACAGUCCUCGAUGGAGGAAAUCACGCUGAAGCAGGAGCAGCUGCAGCAGCGCGAGGAGAUGAUCGAGUGCCUGCAGGACGAGCUGGUUAAGGUGCGGCUGCGCGAAGCGGAAAACGACGCGCUCAUCCGCGAUCUCAGAUCGAGGAUCCACGAGCUGGAAGAGGACAAGAAGACCCUGCGGGAAAUCACCCCUGACAACAGCGUGGCGCACCUGCAAGAGGAGCUCAUCGCCGUGAAGCUGCGCGAAGCUGAAGCUAACCUGUCGCUGAAGGAUCUAAGGCAGCGGGUCUCGGAGCUGAGUCAGCAGUGGCAGCGGCAUCUGCAGGAUCAAAAACAGGAGCCGAAUUCUUCCAACGACGCUUUAAGUACUCCCAAAAAGCUGCUGUUCUGGGAGAAUAGACACAAUGAGACUCAGAAGUUGGAGGAGGAACUUAUGACAACUAGAAUUAGGGAAAUGGAGACAUUGACUGAAGUUAAAGAGCUUAGACUUAAGGUUAUGGAGCUGGAAACUCAGGUGCAGGUGAGCACGAACCAGCUGCGCAGGCAGGACGAGGAGAUCAAAAAGCAGCGCGAGUCGCUGGAGUCGGCGGAACUGAGGGACAGGGAGGCGGCCGCGCGGCUCUUGGAAGAGCAGAGGCGGUACUCGGAUCUGGGGAGCAAGAUGCAGGACGAGCUGAUGCGCGCCAGGAUCAGCGACGCGGAAAAAACGCAGGCCAUGGCGGAGCUGACGCAGAAAAUCAGCCAGCUGGAGUUGAAGAGUCAAGAAAUUGCGACAGAGGGCGAACUUAGAAUUCAUUCAGUAGAUGAUAGUGAUAGAGUUAGAGAGCUUCAGGAUAAAGUAGCGGACCUCAAAGCCGAAGUCAUGAGGCUGGAAUCUUUCAAGCAAAGAUGGAUAGGCGGAGGUAGGCAACCCGAGCAACGUUCCUCCUCGAUAGACAGCACUGGGACGAACGAAGAAGACAAAAUCCGCCUCGACGACCCCUCCCUCCACCUCCACCUCCAAAACGACGAAGACGCCCUCUGACGUCAGAACUGCCGAGUCUAAGGAUAGAUUUUUAAGUGCAGAGUGCUGAAAACGAUGAACAGUUCGCAAAAAAGACUGUAACAGUGAAAGAAAUUAAAUGAAAUGAAAACGUGAGUAAAUUUUUCAUAAUUUGACAUUUUCUUUGCCCCACGAUUAGGACUAAUCGCCCUUGUUUUAUUAAAUAUUUAUUUAAUAAAACUCCCCCCAAACACGAAUAUUGGAAAAUAUGAAAUCUGUACUAAACUUAGAUGCAGAGCUGGAAGUAUCUUGAAAAAAAAAGAUACUUAAAAGUAACUUAGAUACUUAACUUAGUUACUUUGGAAAAGUAUCUUGUAACUUGUAGCUUAAAAAGUAUCUAAGUUACUGGGUAAAGUAACUAAGAAGUAAUUAUCUAACCUAUGUUUAUAAUUUUAUAGUUUUUAUUCAAACUUAAAAGUAACUUAGUUACUCAAAAGUAUCUUAGUUACUUAAAAGUAUCACGUGCAAAAUAAUCGAUCCACACAAAUUUUCGAUAAAUUUCAAUCGCAAAUAACUUUUUAAUUUGAUUUCGGAUUUAAACAAAUAUUAAGGAAUAUUGCAGAUACAUUAAUGAAGAAUCGCUCACAUUUUAAAAAUUACUAAAAAAUACACGUACGUUUAUAAUAUACAGGUUUAAACAAAAAGAUGUUUUUAACAUAAGUUUAAGACACUCUGUAGAGUGGCAAAACCGUAUAUUGUUAUAAAUUAAGUUUUAAUUAUUAAGUCACAUCUAUUUUUAACAGUUUUGUUUUUGGUUCACCUCGAUAUAUUUAUUUUUGUGGAAAAUAUGGAUUUAAAAAAAAACAUUGCAAUUUCCAAUAUUUUUCCUGUAUGAAGAACUAAGGUUGCUAUGGUCCAUCCAUAGCCUAUGGAGGAUGACAGUGACAGUUUUGUUGAAUCAUCCCAUACUUGGGCAUGUCAUCUACAGCUUUCAAAAGCUAUCAAAUUAUUUUUUUGUAAAUUAAUGUGUUAAUUUUGAGGUGUCUUCUUACUUUUAAAAAUGUCUCCGACUGAUGUUGCCCUUUGUACUUUACUUCUUGUGACGUUUAAAACACUUGCCACGUAAUACUGUGACCGUCCAUCCUGGAUUAAAUUAAUGGCUCUGGCAACAUCAGUCGGAGACAUAUCAAUUUUUGAAAGUAAGAAGACAGCUCAAAAUUUAAACAUUAAUUUGCAAAAAACAAUUUGAUAGCUUUUGAAAGCCGUGUAUGACAUGUCCAAGUAUGUGAUGAUUCAACAAAACUGUCACUGUUAUUCUCCAUAGUCUAUGGAUGGACCAUAGCAACCUUAGUUCUUCAUACAGAAAAAUAUUGGAAAUUGCAAUGUUUUUUUUUUUAAUCCAUAUUUUCCACAAAAAUAAAUAUAUCGAGGUGAACCAAAAACAAAACUGUUAAGAAUAGAUGUGACUUGAUAAAUAAAACUUAAUUUAGAACAAUAUACGGUUUUGCCACUCUACAGAGGGUCUUAAACUUAUAGUAAAAAACAUAUUUUUGUUUAAUCCUGUAUAUUAUAAACGUACGUCUAUUUUUUAGUAAUUUUUUAAAAUGUGAGCGAAUGUCCAUUAAUUUAUCUACAAUAUUCUUUAAUAUUUGUUUAAAUCCGACAUCAAGUAAAAAAGUUAUUUGCGAUUGAAAUUCAUCGAAAAUUUUUGUGGAUCGAUUAUUUUGCCUGUGAGUGUAGAUACUUUUCAGAAGUAACUUUCCCAGCUCCGCUUAGAUUUAAGUAUAAAAUUGCAUGGUUACUUUUCUGCACCAUUGGCUCUCUUAAUUUAACUUAAAAUUGCCUAUAAUUGCUAUAUUUUGUGAAUAUUAAUGUAAAUAUAAUUGGAAAUUUAUUAAAAUAUAAAAUUCUUCGCGAAGUGCAGGGUACAAACACAUAUGAAAUGUAUCAGAGAUUAUAAUUAUAAUUAUUUAAUUUAAUUGAAAAAAAAAACUAUAAAAAAUAUUUUAUAUUCUAUUUAUUUACAAUACUUUUAAUAUUAUUUCUACUUACUGUACUUAAUUGUUCUUAAAUGGGUUAAUGUCUUUAUAAAAACAAAAUUGUUUUUAUAAAGACACUGCGCCUCAAAAUUAACGCAUAAUAAAUAAAAAAACGCCUUUAUGAAAUUGUGAUAAAAAUACUUCAACUUAUUUAUUUAAUAAUAAAAAACGUUCGAAAAAUAACUUUUAGGGAUUUUUUUAUUAACUAAAAAAUUUGCUGUUAAAGACCGUAUUUUUGUUAGUAUACCCUGAAAAUUUUGUACAAAUCAAACAAACACUAACGAAGAUACAGCGCUUCAAAGUCGGUAAAAAAAUUUUGAUUAUUUUUGACGACUUUGAAGCGCUGUAUUUUCGUUACUGUUCGUUUGAUUUCUACAAAAUUUUCAGGGUAUACUAAGAAAAAUACGCUAUUUUACAGCAUAUUUUUAUUUUUGAGCAUUUUUUAUUAUUAUAUAUUAUUAUUAUUAAGUUAAAGUAUUUUCAUCCAAAAUUUUAUAAAGAUUGGUAAAGGCGUUUUAGAGUUGGAUUUUUGUACUUGUUAUGCGUUAAUUUUGACGCCCAGUGUAUGUUUUUAUAACUUUUAUUUGUCUCUGAAAUGCCUGUAUAAAAUAAUUCAACAUAUUCCUGUGAAAAAAGUUUUCGAUUUUAUGAAAUAACUUUGAA
Brassicogethes aeneus is the source of this 5363-nucleotide messenger RNA. The record is from the annotation of a GenBank genome assembly. NCBI's taxonomy places the organism in Eukaryota, Metazoa, Arthropoda, Insecta, Coleoptera, Nitidulidae.